This is a messenger RNA of Frankliniella occidentalis (western flower thrips), 4144 nucleotides long. RefSeq names its product kinesin-like protein KIF3B. Gene Ontology annotation, molecular function: microtubule motor activity; ATP binding; microtubule binding. Lineage: Eukaryota; Metazoa; Arthropoda; Insecta; Thysanoptera; Thripidae. The transcript has 6 exons. Gene Ontology annotation, biological process: microtubule-based movement. The coding region runs from base 391 to 2694 and encodes 767 amino acids. The record is from RefSeq and is a predicted model, not a curated record.
UAACAAACCGACAUUCCGUCUGCUUUGGAAACUGUCAAAAGCAAAGGGUCUGUGAGCGAAAACUAAUCAUCAAACAACGGACGCAGACGUUCCGCCAAUGUUAUCGGUACACGAGUUUGAUGAAUGUGUCACAGCGACUUGCGCUUGGGUAUGAAGGCCCGACGUUAUUAAGAAGUUGAAAGGAUGAACGUUCUAUUUCUUCCGGUCAACACCCGUCGGUACAUACCGUAACCUGACGUCUUGCCGCGGUUGUCAAGCAGAAACAAAUCUUUUUGUUUAAGAUAUUUCAUCCGAUGUCUUUUGAUGUCUAUCAGUAUACAAAUAACAUUCCCUUCAUUGAAUUUUUCUUCUCUAAAUAAACAGGUUUAUGAAAUUUACAGAUUUUGAAAAAUGACAACUCCAACAAACAAGACUAUGGAGAAAACAAGCAAACCUGUGAAGAAGGAGUCUGUGCAGGUUGUUGUAAGAUGUCGACCCAUAAAUGAGAGAGAACUAAGAGAGGGCCAUGAGAGGGUCGUUGAUAUGUUUCCAUCAAGAGGCGUUGUUGAAAUACGCAAUCCUAAGGAGGAGUCACGUGAAAGUAUUAAAACGUUUACCUUUGAUGCUGUCUAUGAUUGGAACUCUAAACAGCAAGACUUGUAUGAAGAAACAAUUAGACCUUUAGUCUCAUCUGUACUUGACGGUUUCAAUGGCACUAUAUUUGCCUACGGUCAGACUGGAACAGGAAAAACUUACACAAUGGAAGGCUGUAAAUCUGAUGCAGAUGCAAAAGGAAUUAUCCCAAAGUCUUUCGAACAAAUCUUCAGUCACAUCUCUAGGCAAGCCAAUAUGCAAUACCUUGUACGUGCUUCAUACUUGGAAAUAUAUCAAGAAGAAAUUAGAGAUCUUUUAGACAGAGAUCCAAAUAAAAGACAUGAUCUCCGCGAGAAGCCAGAUACAGGAGUGUAUGUAAAAGACUUACAGUCCUUUGUGUGCAAAAGUGUCAAGGAAAUUGAACAAGUCAUGUCAGUUGGGAAUCAAAACAGAACAAUAGGAGCUACCAACAUGAAUGAGCAUAGUUCUCGCUCCCAUGCUAUUUUUAUGAUUACCAUUGAAAUGAGCCAAACAUCAGAGGAUGGCAAAAAUCAAAUACGUGUUGGUAAGCUGAACCUUGUGGAUCUUGCCGGUAGUGAGAGGCAAAGUAAAACCGGUGCAUCUGGAGAACGCCUCAAAGAAGCCAGCAAAAUCAACCUAUCCCUCUCAGCUCUUGGAAAUGUGAUAUCAGCUUUGGUAGAUGGGAAAAGUCAACACAUACCUUAUCGCGAUUCAAAGCUAACCCGUCUUUUGCAAGAUUCUCUUGGUGGUAACUCAAAGACCAUUAUGGUAGCAAAUAUUGGACCAGCAAGCUACAAUUAUGAUGAAAGUUUGACCACAUUGCGCUAUGCUAACCGUGCAAAAAAUAUUAAGAACAAACCAAGAGUUAAUGAAGAUCCUAAAGAUGCCCUACUAAGACAAUAUCAGGAAGAAAUUGCAAAGCUUAAAAACAUUCUUGCCGAACGUGCUGCUCAAAGAAGUCAAACCUUGUCAGGAAGGAAGAAGAAACGGAAGAAGAAGGAUGCUGCUGAAGACUCAGAUGGAUCUGACGAAGAAUCCUCUAAAACAGAGGAAGAUUUGCUGAAGGCCCAAGAAGCUCAACUUGAGCAGAAAAAAGAAAAAAUCUUAAGCAAUAAAAAUGCAGUGUCUGAGGAGGAGCAGGCACGUCUUCUCAAAGAACUGGAAGACAAGAGAGCUUUACUUGCCCAAGAAAAAGCAUAUGCUGAACAGCUUGCAGCAAAAAUAAAGUCUAUGGAAAGCAAGCUCCUUUGUGGUGGAAAAAAUAUAAUUGAUCACACAAAUGAGCAGCAGAGGGCACUUGAACAGCAUAGAGCUGAAAUUGCUGAAAGAAAGAGAAGAGAAGUGGAAAUGAAACAAAAAUUGGAAGCCCAGGAAGAAGAAGCAACUGGAAUUCGGGAAACGUACACCAACCUCCAGCAGGAAGUGGAAAUUAAAACAAAGAAGUUGAAAAAGAUGUACGCAAAACUGCAGCUUGUUAAACAGGAAAUUCAAGAUGUUACUGAAGAAUUUAACAGAGACAGACGAGAGCUAGAAUCUACUCGUAAUGAACUCUUAAAGCACCUUAAACUUCAAUAUCUUAUAAUUGACAAUUUCAUCCCACCUGAAGAAAAAGAGCGUCUCGUUGAAAGACUGAGGUACGAUGAUGAAGAAGAUGUAUGGAAAAUGGAUCCUCCUCCUCCGGAACAGCUACCUGUGUUUCGAAGACCAGUGUCAGUUGCUGGCAUGCGUCGCCCAAUGUCAGAAUAUGCUCGUGUAGCCAGUAAAGUUGGUGUUAGCCAUCGGUUUUGUGGAGAAAAUAUCAUACGCCUAGAGCUAGAUCCCCACCCACGCACUACUGACGAUUACACUGGACCAGCUGUGGCUCCUGCCAUCAUGUCUGUCCUUGAGGCUGCAUUGAAAAAAGAAGAAGACUUAGAUGUGGAUGCCUCUGCAGCUGUACGCCAUCAUCGUAUUCGCUCAGGUCGUCCCAUCCCUCCAUCCAUGGCUUUAAACACUGGGAUACCUCUCUCAGCUAUCUCAAAGAGUGCCAUAACAGGUGGUACUGGUGCAGCAAGUAAGAAGGUGGUUUAUCCAAAAGCUCGGGGACUUGUACCAAAGUGAAACUUGGCCAUUAGGUAAAAUAGCUUAUUUUGUGAUAUUGCAAAAGUUGCAUAUUUAAUAGCUUAUGCUAUAGAUUACAUUUUCUUUUGUUGAAUUCGUGAGGCAUGCCAUUUAGACCAACUCUAGUACUAUUAACAAUGUUUUGUUAUUCUUGACCUAAUUUUUUUGGCCGAUUUCAAGUCUCUCUUCUUGCGUGUUUCCUCGCCAAUUCAUUUUGAAAACAAUUUUGUUGCAGAGUUUGUCUUUUGACCAAGACUUCUGUAGAAAAUGUUUGUAGAGGAUCAGGUCUUUCAUCUGUUUGUUGAGUAUAAUUACUCUGUUCUGACUGGUGGAUAAGUCAGUAUCAUAGUACUUUCAUUUUGUGCGCUGGUUUCUGCUAAUGUGAUCAGUUUCAGAUUAAUGAGGUCGGUAUGAUCAAACUUGCCAUUGAUGGGUCAAGGAUUUGAUGCAUCUUUUUGAGACUGUUCUUACCCAAACAUUCCUAAUAUCAAGUGAAAUAGCUAUAUGAAAGCAUCCAUGUUUUAAUGUUUUGCGCUGUUCUCUAGUCGGAAUGGAGGUGCAAUUUUUUAUAACGUAUCGUAUGUAAGAUUUAAAAGCUUGUGCCAUGCUUGCAUUGUGCCAUUAGUUUUGGGCGUCUUGUAGCCAGAAUAGGGAAAUACUUUGACUCUAAAUUUUUUUACUAUCUACUAUUCCUAGUCUGGUAUUUUUUUACAAUAAUGCUCGAGUAGCUUCUUAAACUUUCUGUUUUAUCAUAAUUUGUUAAUUAAUAGGGCCUUUCCAUUGUAAGGAUUUUUACUGCUCUGUUAGCUAACAGAAUUACUCUGAACAUUCCUGUUGUUCAAAAAUAGCUUCUUUCAGGUUUAAGGUGUUGACUUUUUAUUUAUGAUGUUGCAGUCACCAUCAGUAUUAUUCUAUCACAAGUUUUCAAUGAUAGAAAACUUCUUUCAUUCACCCUUGAUUCCUUUGUUGACUUUUUUCUGGAGUAGCAGUAUUGUAAACACUCAAAAAUUGGUUAUUGCUACAAUUUUUGGAAAACUCAACCAUAAAUGGUGGAAUGUUGAAUGUUUAUGUUUGUAUGAUAGGUUGACCUGUGAUUUAGAAGGGAAGAACUGUGUUACCAAUAAGUUUGAUAAAGACUUUAGGUGUACGUCACAUUGGACAUAUGAAGUGUCACUCAUUCUAGUCAAACUCUUGAGCCAAAGUGUAUUCACUUGAAGUCAGAUAACUACAGAAUAUCCAAUGCAAUGCUCCUAUCAUAGUUAUUUCACCAAGUGUUCAAUUUUAAGAAUUUAGUUCACUGCGCACAAGGCUCAGAAAACCAAAUUAAUGACCAGGCACUUGUGUAUUACAUGUAAGUAUUUUGCAAAAUUUUUAUGCUGUAAUGUUGCUGUGAUCAAAAAUGUGUUUUGAAACACCAAUGCACUUUCCAAUAAAGUGAUUUUACUCAUGA